This is a messenger RNA of Epinephelus fuscoguttatus (brown-marbled grouper), 2433 nucleotides long. RefSeq names its product gastrula zinc finger protein XlCGF57.1-like. Lineage: Eukaryota; Metazoa; Chordata; Actinopteri; Perciformes; Serranidae. Gene Ontology annotation, cellular component: nucleus. The record is from RefSeq and is a predicted model, not a curated record. Gene Ontology annotation, biological process: negative regulation of transcription by RNA polymerase II; central nervous system development. Gene Ontology annotation, molecular function: RNA polymerase II cis-regulatory region sequence-specific DNA binding; DNA-binding transcription repressor activity, RNA polymerase II-specific; DNA-binding transcription activator activity, RNA polymerase II-specific. The transcript is spliced from 2 exons. The coding region runs from base 105 to 1712 and encodes 535 amino acids.
GGAAGUAAACAAUACGAGCGCUAACUGUUAGCAUGUAUAUUUUGAAUUAGCUGGAAAACGACAGUCGCAGCACAGAUAGUGAUUUGUAUUGCGACUAAGCAACAAUGUCUUCAGCUGAGUAUCUGAGAGAGUUUGUUAAUGAGAGACUAACUGCUGCUGCUCAAGAAAUAUUCGGAGUUUUUCAUAAAACUAUCGUCGAGUAUGAAGAAGAGAUCGACCGUCAGAGGAGGCUGUUGAUGAACAUCGUUUGGGAGCCCCCAAAAAAGUCACACAGCAAGGAGCUCCCACAGCAACAUGUGUGUAAGGAGGAGGAGGUUCUCUCUGAGCAGCAGCUCUGUAUUGAGGAGAGGAACUCCAGGGUGGACCAAGAGGAGCCAGAGCCUCCACAGAUUAAAGAGGAAGAGGAGGAACUCUGCACCAGUCAGGAGGGAGAGCAGCUUGUACUGAAGCAGGAGACUGAUGCCUCCAUGUUGACUCCUGCUCAUGAGGAAAGAGACCACAGUGAAGAUCAAACUCUCAACUUCAAUUCCGACGACACUCUGAGUGCAGCAGAGGAGGAGUUUGAAAUUGACGUAUCAGUUACAAGCCCAGCUGUAUCAGAAGCAUACAGUGACCACCAGCUCCUCUCUCACCACUCUCCUGAAGCUGAGAGCCAAGAUCAGAGAGGAGACAAACAUGGAGACUCGGGAUCAACUAGAAAUGCAGAACCAAAGAAAAGACGUCACAAAAGCAGAAGUCAGGGCAACAAUGACAACAACUCUGACUUGACUGAGAUUAAAUCCUUUAAGUGUGAAAAAUGUGGCAGCGAGUUUAAGUAUAAAUCAGCCUUGUGGAAGCACCUGAGAAUACACCCAGAUGAGGAGCCAUAUUCUUGCAAAACAUGUGGAAAAGAGUUCACGUAUAACAGCAGCUUGUUGGCCCACAUGAGCACACACAGGGUUGAGAGGCCAUUCACAUGCAAAACAUGUGGGAGAGCUUUCAAACACAACGGUAUGUUGAAAGUCCACAUGAGAAGAGCCCACACAGGAGAGAAGCAGAACCUCUGCAAGUUCUGCGGUAAAAGAUUCUCCGCGAUGUCAGUGCUGAAAAGGCAUGAGAGAAUCCACACAGGGGAGAAACCGUAUAGUUGUAAAACAUGUGGGAAAGAUUUCAGACUUAAAAGUGAGUUGUUGGUCCACAUGAGAGUCCACACUGGUGAGAAACCGUAUACUUGCGAAACGUGCGGGAAAGACUUUGGAUAUAACAGUCACUUGUUGGCCCACAUGAGAACACACACAGGUGAGAGGCCGUUUACGUGCCAGACAUGUGGGGAAGAUUUCAGACGUAAUUAUGAAUUAACAGUCCACAUGAGAAGAGCCCACACUAAUGAGAAGCCGUACCUUUGCAACACCUGUGGGAAAAGCUUCUGUGACUUGUUUGUAUUGAAAAGGCAUGUGAGAAUCCACACAGGCGAUAAGCCAUAUACCUGUAAAACAUGUGGGAAAGAUUUCAGACGUAAUAGUGACUUGCUGGUCCACACGAGAAUCCACACGGGCGAGAAGCCGUUUACCUGUAAAACAUGCGGGAAAGAUUUCAGACGUAACUAUGAAUUGACAGUCCACAUGAGACGAGCCCACAGUGAUGAGGAGCCAUUCCUUUGUAAGACCUGCGGGGAAAGAUUUGACUCAGAGUCUGAAUUGGAAAGUCAUAUAAGUGUGCAUACAGACAAGUAGUAUCCCACUGGAAGUGAGGAGGAGCCACAUAAUUGCAGCACUUCUUAUCACAUACUUUAAAAAAUACCAGAGGUUCAAUAUACAGGGUUCCCACAGUCAUGGAAAACCUGGAAGAGUCAUAGAAAUUUCACUAAGUCUUUUUUCCAUGCCUGGAAAGGUCAUGGAAUUAGCAAAAUUCUUGAAAGUUUUGAAAAGUCAUGGAAUUUAUUGUUUGUAAUGAAAUUGUUACAAUAAUCUCUCAUGGAUAAUCUUCCACAUUAUUUAACGUAACGGCAAAUUUAUUGUGUUUAGCUGUUCAGGGUGGGAGUCACCAUGAUACCAUAUUAUCAUGUAGGGGUGGGCGAUGUGGCCCUAAAAUAAUAUCACAAUGUUUCAGGGUAUUUGUGCGAUAACAAUAUUCUUGACAGUAUGACAAAUUAGUAAAACAGUAUUUUAAUUAUUCAUUUAAGAACAUGGAAUUGCAACAAAAUAACUAAAGUAUGAAAGUGUGUGUGAACCCUGAUGCGCACAGGAGAAACCAUGGAGUUGAAACGUGUUCACCAAAUGAAUAAAACAUACUUUUGCAGUCACUACAUCUCCUUAGCUGAAUAUAUCAUGUUUUCAAUAAAGAUGAGAUGUUGAUAUCUUGCUGUAAAAUUUCCUUUCACAUGACUAUAUUGCUUUUUUCUGUUUGGUAAGUAUUUCUUUGAAACAACUGUAAUCUACCAAAUAAAGGAAAAUG